Molecule: messenger RNA, 796 nt
Organism: Chenopodium quinoa (quinoa)
Lineage: Eukaryota; Viridiplantae; Streptophyta; Magnoliopsida; Caryophyllales; Amaranthaceae
Product: probable small nuclear ribonucleoprotein F
Exons: 6
Coding region: 321-587 (88 amino acids)
Biological process (GO): spliceosomal snRNP assembly; mRNA splicing, via spliceosome
Cellular component (GO): U1 snRNP; catalytic step 2 spliceosome
Molecular function (GO): RNA binding
Source: RefSeq, a predicted model, not a curated record
GGUCUAAAACUCUUAAAUGGAUCCCUUACGAGUUUUGAACUGGAGUUAUCAAUCCAAUUUUGAGUCUUGGAUUUUAAUUUUCCGGUCUUCGAACUUGAAAGUUGUUCAUUUACUCCAAUAAUUUUUUCUUUACAAUACUAGACCUAUUUCACGUUUGCGCUGCCUCGCUUCACCCCUUUACCUCUCUCUACUCCACUGGACCGUACUCUCCAUUGAAGCGGCUCGUGAGCUUUCUCUCCUCCAUUAAAGCAGCUUCUGAGGCUUUGGUAAUUUAACCCUUUUUCCGAGAAUUGUAGGACACUCUUGACUGUGAAGCUAAAAUGGCGACUGUUCCAGUAAAUCCUAAACCUUUCUUGAACAAUCUAACUGGAAAACCUGUCAUUGUGAAGCUGAAGUGGGGAAUGGAGUACAAAGGUUAUCUUGUGUCAGUUGAUGGCUACAUGAAUCUACAGCUGGCAAACACAGAAGAGUAUAUUGAAGGCCAGAAGACUGGAGAUCUUGGAGAAAUCCUCAUCAGGUGCAACAAUGUCCUGUACCUUCGCGGAGUGCCUGAGGAUGAGGAGAUAGAGGAUGCUGACCGAGACUGAAACAGAUUUAUUUAUCCCAAUUUCCAUGAUACAAGCUUACCAUUGUCAUAUGGAGAUUUACUGCAGAUCUAUUGCUGCCAGCUCAUGGAAGACAGAUAUAUAGGGCGUAGAAACUACUGACUGAGACUGAUUUGAUACACCUUAUGUAAAAGAAUCGCUUGAUAUCCACAACAAAAUUUUCUUAUUAUGAUAAGUUCAAAAUUUUGCUU